This is a messenger RNA of Xenopus laevis (African clawed frog), 3120 nucleotides long. RefSeq names its product NACHT, LRR and PYD domains-containing protein 12. NCBI's taxonomy places the organism in Eukaryota, Metazoa, Chordata, Amphibia, Anura, Pipidae. The transcript has 11 exons. The coding region runs from base 345 to 2996 and encodes 883 amino acids. The record is from RefSeq and is a predicted model, not a curated record.
CGGAAGCAGCAGGACGCAGCAUCUCGCCCACCCUCCCCAUCAGAUGUGUGUGUUUAUUGUCGCAGUUGGCAGAGGGUACCUUGACAAGGACCCCCAGGGGAAGUGAAAAUGGGGUAUUUCACAGCAAGUGGAAUUAGCCUGGUAGUCCGGGUCCUCAUGGGAAGGUGGAUCAACCAAGGAUUCCAGGAAAAGGCAAAAUUUAAUCGCCAGUCGCUGGGGGGAGGGGGUUGGUACUGGGGGAUCGCUAUAUAAAGUUGGACCCUCUGAAAACUGCAGGGGAGAAAGACCUCUCUUUAUCUGUCUCUUCCAGGCUCAUCUGUGGCAUCGUCACAUGAGAAGAGAAAAUGGACGAAUUUCGUGGAAAAGUUAUCACUGAUGCUGAUCUCACUGAGUUCCGGAACCAGUUAGCUCAGUAUGAAGACAGCCAGUUGGGCACAUUCUAUAAGUAUUUCUGGGAGGACCUGCUCUAUAUUCUUGAGUCUUUGGACACUCUGAGUAUCCUGAGGGAGCUGAAUUUCAGAAAUCCCAUCUCUCUGGAGCACUAUCAAGCCCUAAAGAAGCAAUGUGGCGCCACUAUAUUUGCUCAGAUGUUGUUAGAAGAUAUUAAUGCAUCUGGGAGAGACUCUGUCCUUGGAUUUUGGGAAAGUCUCUUUGUUCUACAGAAUGAACACCCUCACCCCAACCUGCUGGGGGUACUGGAUGAACUCAUUCAAACAGCUGAAAUUCUGGGGCAGCAAAUUAUGUUGGAUGGAAAUGGACCUGAUCAAGCGCCUGAUCUCAAAAGCUGCCAGAAACAGCACAGAGAGAAUCUCCUGGAAAAAAACGAGAAUCUGGUGGAACACAGAGCCCCAGGAUUAACCAAUGAGAGCCAGAGUUUCAAUAUCUCCGAGCGCUAUUUAGACCUCAUUGUCGUCUCCAGCCAUCGCUUCAGGUCUCGUCCUCAGCAUGAGCUCAUUGCAACAGGGGGAAUCCACGAACAUAUAUUACAGAAAAAUCAGAGUUAUCUGGAGCGGAUUACCCCGAACCGUCUGUUCCGCUGGUGCCACAGAAAGAGAUGUGUGCCGCAGACAGUGCUGGUGAGCGGAGUGCCAGGGGUGGGGAAAACAACAUUAAUGCAGAAGUUUGUCUAUGACUGGGCCAAAGGGAAACUCUACCAGAGAUUUGCUUUUGUCUUCUUCUUCAAAUUCCGCAAUCUCAAUAAUAAGGAUGAGCUGAGCUUGGUAGAAAUGAUUGUUGAUGAAUAUCCCUAUCUCCACAGUCAGCUUGAGAGAAUCUUUCACAAUCCUGAGCAUCUCCUUUUUAUUUUUGAUGGCCUGGAUGAAAGCAGAGGCCAAAUAGAUUUAAAGCAGAAGCAACUGUCGUCAGACCCACUUUCCAAGCAAACCGUUAACACGAUUGUCUCCAGUUUGGUGAGUCAGACCCUCCUUAAGGGUUGUUCCGUACUAAUUACCAGUCGCCCAACCAGACUUACCGCAGUGGAAACUUCUGUUUUUAGUCGAAUAUCUGAAAUCAUGGGAUUUUUCCCCAAAGAAAGAGAAAAGUAUUUUCAGCAUUUUUUUAGCGAUUAUACAAUGGCACAAAAGGCUUUCCAUUAUGUGAGGGAGAACGGGAUGCUGUACACAUUCUGCUACAUCCCAUCCUACUGCUGGAUCAUCUGCACUGUGUUAUCCAUGUGCUUCAGAGGCCAAAAGAAUAAAUUCACAUCAACUGUGGAAUUCCUUCCCAAAACUGUCACCCAACUGUUUGCCAGCUUUUUAAGUAACAUUCUUGCCAAUCACUGUCAGGGCGGGUCUAUUGAUAAGAAUUUCUUGAUAUCCAUUGGUUGGAUGGCAGAAAGUGGGGUAAAUAGUCACAUUCUUUCAUUUACAAAAGAUGAUUUGGAAACAUUUAGUGUGGAUACUUCCUCACAUCUGGUGACAAGCUUUUUAAUGGAGAGUGGGCAGUCUCCCAAUGUGUCCUAUUCCUUCUUGCACCUCACCAUACAGGAGUUUAUGGCCGCCUUGGUUCACUACCUUGACUACUCUCCUGAAAGGCUGCAGAAGGCUCUUGAUGAUGCAAAAUCACAUGUAGACGGACGUGGGGAAAUAUUUCUUCGAUUCAUAUCUGGACUGUCUGACAGUUCUACCAGAUCCCUGUUGAAGCCAUAUGUAGGCGAUUUAUCAGUUCAAGCCUCCAAGCAUGUUAUUAGCUUUCUCCAGAAAUCCAUUCCCACUCCGCAGACACAGAAUAUUGACUAUAGGAAAGUUCUCAAUGUAUUUGCCUGCCUUGCUGAGUCCCGGAACAAAGCACUUGUUUCUUCAUCCAUUGGAUCAAACACACAUUUUGAGUUUUCGGAAUUCUUCCUGGCGCCUCUGGACUGCACAGUGUUGGCUUUUAUCCUAGAAUCCUGUAAGGGAACAGAAGUGCUAGACCUUGGUUCCUGUUUUAUUCAGACUGAAGGACUGGAGCGAAUAUCACCAUCUCUACAUACUGUGACUGAAGUCAGACUCACAAACAACAAUUUGAGGGAUGAGGAUGUGUCCCGCAUUUAUUCCAUAUUAACUCAUCCACAGUGCCGAAUCCAAAAGUUCAGUCUAAGAAACAAUGGCCUGACAGAGGAAAGCUGCCUCCCUCUGGCUUUGGCAAUCAAUGAAAACAAGUCCCUGAGGGACCUGGAUCUGUCCAAGAACAAACUGGCCGGGGCUGAUUUCUAUCAGUUGCUGGCGGUUCUUUCUGAUCCAACCUGCAAGAUUGAGCGUUUGGCACUCCAGGAGGCCAAGCUGACCCCAGAAUACUGUGACUCACUGCUCUCCCUGAAUAACAACACCAACCUCGUGUUCCUCAACAUCAGCAGCAAUUUCUUUGGCAACGCUGGUUACCCCCAUAUACAGAGACUUAUACUCACCCACCCCAGUCUGAAGGAGAUCAAGUUGGGGAUGAAUGAUUUCUCAGAAGAAACAGAGAAGAACCUGCUGCAGCUGCAGAAGCGCAGGCCGGAAGUGGUCGUUACAUUAUGAUGGGAAAGAGCAAGAAGCAACAGUGAUGUAACUAGAAAUUAUGGGGCAUCAGCAAAAUUAAUGCAGCCCCCCUCCCCCAAAUUAUAGGAACAGUACACAAUUUUAUAAACAUAUACUGAAGCUG